Molecule: messenger RNA, 1510 nt
Organism: Cyprinodon tularosa
Lineage: Eukaryota; Metazoa; Chordata; Actinopteri; Cyprinodontiformes; Cyprinodontidae
Gene: znhit6
Product: zinc finger HIT-type containing 6
Exons: 10
Coding region: 121-1344 (407 amino acids)
Biological process (GO): box C/D snoRNP assembly; maturation of LSU-rRNA from tricistronic rRNA transcript (SSU-rRNA, 5.8S rRNA, LSU-rRNA); snoRNA localization
Cellular component (GO): pre-snoRNP complex; nucleus
Source: RefSeq, a predicted model, not a curated record
CCGGAAGUUGUUUCCACGUGCCGCUCGGAAGGAAACCGGUUUGUUUUGAUGCCGCCAGCAGCUUAAAGAACGUGUAUCCCUUACUUUUUUCCUGUUAUUCGCUUAGGACUGUUAUAGGAAAUGAAUGAGAUAUCCGCCAUGGAUGGCCAAAUUGACAGCUACUGUCCAGAGGAGGAGAAAAAAGUGUCAAAACGAAAGAUUUCCCUCUCGAAAUGUGGAGUUUGUGGAUCAGAUGAAGCGAAGUAUCGUUGUCCUGCCUGCUUCAAACACACCUGCAGUUUGCUGUGUGUGAAGAAACACAAGGAUGACUCAGGAUGCAGUGGUGUAAGGGAUAAAACGGCAUUUGUCACGCUGUCACACUUCGACGAAAUGACACUUCUUAGUGAUUACAGGUUUCUGGAAGACACUGGCAGAUUUGCUGAUGGUGCCACCAGAGACAAUCUCAUCCAGACGCCACGUACAACUUUGAAAGCAAAGAAGCUGGCCGCCCAUGCUCGAAAGAUGAACAUUACCCUGAGGUUUCUCCCUGUCACCUUCACCAAGAGCAAAGAAAACUCCACCUUCUUUCUUACCAAGGAAAAGCGAUUCCUGUGGCAUCUGAAGCUUGUAUUCCCUCAGAGCAGCUCAGAGUACAGUCAGAGGAGGGUGUCUGACGGUCAAACCUUGACCCAGAUUUUGACUGCUUAUAUUCACCCCACAGAGUCUGAUCCUGUUGUUCGUCAAAAGUUGAAGAUGUAUUCCCAUCAUCCAUUUGAUGAUGUAAAGGUUUUCAUGAAAGCAGAGGGGAGAAAGGCUAACUCUGUGAGGUACCAAGAGCUGGAUAUUGAGAAAAGCCUAAGGGACAACCUCAGCUACAAAACAAUCAUAGAAUAUCCUGUCCUGCAUGUUGUUCUCAGAGAUCACUGGGAGGACUACCCACUGAAAGGAACAGCUCAACCUGUAUCGGCCUGCACAAGUUCUGCAACGAGGAAUGUUUCUGGGGACCAGGAGGAGGAAGAGGAGGGGGGGCAAGUCCUACAAACACAACAAGGGUCUAAAACUCCAGAGAAAACAGACAUUCACACAAGAGCCCAAGACAUGACUCCUGAAACAGAGCCACCACUGCAGGAAAAGGCCAAGAGGAGCUUAGGAGUGGAAGAACAAGAGGAGGGAGAGAUCAUAGACAGCAGUGAUGAAGAGGAGGAGAAUAGCAGAGAGAUUCAGUGUUUAAACAAAGAUCUUCCUGGUGAUGGAGCUUGUGGAGAAAGUGUUGAAAGUCACAACGACCAGUCUGUUCUGACUCAUCAUUGUCAGCUUGGAAAUGAGUCAGCUGCUGCUUCACUGAGCUGUCAAAUGGAAGGAUGACAUUCAAAGGAUACUGUUAACAUUGUGAUUAAGCACAUUUAGAAGGAAUGAGUCAAAAUGUGCCAUUACUCAGCAUAAUGCAAACGGACUGUUAAAAAAUACAUUACUAGAUAGAACCAUGCGUCUGUUUUAAAUGUUUUCUCAAAUAAAAUUGUUUAUCAAACGA